Molecule: messenger RNA, 2417 nt
Organism: Onychostoma macrolepis
Lineage: Eukaryota; Metazoa; Chordata; Actinopteri; Cypriniformes; Cyprinidae
Gene: plekhh3
Product: pleckstrin homology, MyTH4 and FERM domain containing H3
Exons: 12
Coding region: 474-2417 (647 amino acids)
Biological process (GO): signal transduction
Cellular component (GO): cytoskeleton
Source: RefSeq, a predicted model, not a curated record
CUUCACAUGUGCAGCGAGCCAGACGACAGUGGGCGGGGCGUGUUCUGGGCGUGUGCGUGGUGAUCCAAUCAUGUUGCGAAUCCUAACGCAUGGGGUGAUUCGCCCCGCCCCUUCACUCAUGCUUCUCAAAAAGUCUGCAUGCUCAUGUCCCGCAGAAUCAGAGACGCAAUAGAAGGCGAUAAGAAGCGUUGUUUUAUCAACUCUCCUUUUGAAAGUAGCCGUGGGAUAAAAAUAAUAAUAAAAAGCACUUUUAUCAUAUCAGUUUUUCUCUGAAGUUGGACACGUAUUUGGAUACAUCCCGCGCGAUAAAACGCGGUAUUGUCAGGUGUCCCAACCGAAAUCGAGGAGUUUAUGCUCUCGGAUCAUCUCGUUUCCUGCGACUAGACAGUCUCCAUCUGUCCCAUCUGCACGACAGGACGGUGGACAUCACUGGACUUUUACGGAUAGAAACUGGACGACACGCCGUGAUUUGAAUGCCUUUGCAGGGACUUUGCUGGCUUGUGUGCUGCAGACAAGGCUUCAGUUUGCUGGCUCGGGAUCAUGGGGAGAAAGAGGAGGAAGAGUCUUUUGAGUUACGCAAUCAGGACGAGCACAUACACACGGGACGGGGGCAACUAGAGGUCACUCUGUCUCAGCCCACUCGCACAGCCAACGGCACACCCUGUCUGUCAGGAGUUCCUGAGGAGAAGAGAAGUCUCAUCACACAGAAGAGUAAGAUGACGAUGGACGAAGACCCUGAGGUGCUUGUGAAGGGCUGGCUCUUGCGGGAGGUACAGGGAGGUUGGCUCCGGCAGAGGAGGUUCUGGUUUGUGUUGACAACAGACUCUCUUGACUACUACAGCGGCCCGGACAGAGAUGCUCGCAGACUGGGCACGCUAGUACUCACAUCCCUCUGUUCAGUGCUGUGGCCGGAUAAACACACCUACAAACAGACAGGUUACUGGAGUCUGACGGUGUAUGGCCGCAAACAUUGCUACAGACUCUUCACAAAGCACUACAAUGAGGCGGUGCACUGGGCGUGUGCUGUACAGAAAGUCAUAGACAGCAAAGCGCCGGUCGAGACGCCAACACAGCUCCUCAUACGAGACAUUGAGGAGAAUAAAUUCAAUCCAGAGGUUGUAGAACACAUCUACGAACAUAAUCCCAUCCUCAGGUACACGACGAGCCCCCUCUAUGCCCCACUGCUGCCUUUCCCCUAUGGCAGCCUCCACCACACAUAUAUGGUAGGUAAAGGCUACACAUCCAUCCGUGAAGAGGCGGUGAGACUUUUUAACUGCCUCCAACAGUUGGAGUCGGCCCGCGAGCCCAUUCCUCUCAUACAGGGGAUCCUCCAGACCUGCCUCGACCUCCGGCCGCUCCGAGAUGAACUCUACUGCCAGCUAAUCAAACAGACCAGCGUUACCAACUCACGUGUCCUGACGCAGACGCAGAUACAACCGAAUCCACAGCUCAGAUACUGGCAGCUGCUCACCUGCAUGAGCUGCACCUUCCUGCCUAGCUGUAGCAUACUCCGAUACCUACGCUUUCACCUGAAGAGGGUUCAGAGUUUGAGUGUGGACCCGGAGGUGGAGAGCUACGCAUCCUUCAUAGCCCAGGCUCUGGAGAAGACGCGCGGUCGAGAGUGUGUCCCCUCGUGGGAGGAGAUCCAGGGGCUGAUGGGAAGGCAGGAGAUACUGUGUACUGUGCACUACCCUGGACCGGGCUGCUGCCAGAUCCCGAUCACCUCGCACACCACGGCUAAUGAGGUCGUGAGGAAGAUGGCGGAACGCCUCGGGCUGCAGGACAGCCGAAACACAUUUGCUCUUUUUGAGCAGAACUCGUGCUGGGAAAAAGCUAUCGGAGGCAGCACCAUAAUUGCAGAUGUCAUCACCAGAUUUGAAAAUUUGUCAGCUAAAGAUCCAGACUCUGACUGCCAGUGCCGACUCUGCUUUAAACUGUAUUGUCUGCUGGACACCGACAACAUUAGUACAGACAGCAUUGAGUACCUCUUCCUGUAUGAGCAGAUUCAUCUGCGCUGGAGUUGUGUCGGAGUAACACCCCACGCAAGGAAGAUAAUUCCGCACAGAGCUGCAAUUCCAGGCUUUCAAACAGAGAUGGCGACAAAGAGGCAAAACUUACGGACCGCAGCUUUAAAUAAGUGUCAUGAGAUGGUGGUGCGGGGGCAGCUGCCAGCCUGUGAGGAUGACCUUCUUUCCCUGGCAGCGUUGAGACUGCAGUGUCUACUGGGAGAUUUCAGCACCCUCUCACCGUACCCGCCCUUGGAGCAGCUCUUUCCGGCUGAAGUGGUGGAGGCCCGGGCCCUACUGGCCCCAUUGAUCCCCCUGGCUGUCCUUCAUUCCCCGGGGGUCUGCUGGCUGGGACGCUGUGGGGACACAAGCGGCGUCAGGAACAGGACCAGAGACUGCGGGCCAGACUAA